UCGGCGGCGGCGAUCGGGCGGGGGCGGGGGCGGCGGCGGCGGCGGAGGCCGGAGGGCGGAGGAGGCGGAGCAGGGAACCGGGAGCCGGCUGCCCGCGCUCUUCCUGCCGGCGGCCGGGGAUUUUCCAGCCCAGCCGGGGCGCGGACGCCGGGGACCUGCCUGCAGCCGCCGCGGACCAUGGGUGACAAAGGGACACGGGUGUUCAAGAAGGCGAGCCCCAAUGGGAAGCUCACCGUCUACCUGGGGAAGCGGGACUUUGUGGAUCACAUCGACUUCGUGGACCCCGUGGAUGGCGUGGUCCUGGUGGAUCCCGAGUACCUCAAGGAGAGGAGAGUCUACGUGACGCUGACCUGCGCCUUCCGCUACGGCCGGGAGGACCUGGACGUCCUGGGCCUGACCUUCCGCAAGGACCUGUUUGUGGCCAACGUGCAGUCCUUCCCGCCGGCGCCCGAGGACAAGAAGCCGCUGACCCGGCUGCAGGAGCGCCUCAUCAAGAAGCUGGGCGAGCACGCCUACCCCUUCACCUUCGAGAUCCCUCCGAACCUCCCGUGCUCGGUGACCUUGCAGCCGGGGCCGGAAGACACUGGGAAGGCCUGUGGUGUGGACUAUGAAGUCAAAGCCUUCUGCGCCGAGAGCCUGGAGGAGAAGAUCCACAAGCGGAAUUCUGUGCGCCUGGUGAUCAGGAAGGUCCAGUAUGCCCCGGAGAGGCCUGGCCCCCAGCCCACGGCCGAGACCACCAGGCAGUUCCUCAUGUCGGACAAGCCCCUGCACCUCGAGGCCUCCCUGGACAAGGAGAUCUAUUACCACGGAGAGCCCAUCAACGUCAACGUCCACGUCACCAACAACACCAACAAGACGGUGAAGAAGAUCAAGAUCUCGGUGCGCCAGUAUGCAGACAUCUGCCUUUUCAACACAGCCCAGUACAAGUGCCCCGUGGCCCUGGAGGAGGCCGACGACACGGUGGCGCCCAGCUCCACGUUCUGCAAGGUCUACACGCUGACCCCCUUCCUGGCCAACAACCGAGAGAAGCGGGGCCUCGCCCUGGACGGGAAGCUCAAGCACGAAGACACGAACCUGGCCUCCAGCACCCUGUUGAGGGAAGGCGCCAACAGAGAGAUCCUGGGCAUCAUCGUGUCCUACAAAGUGAAAGUGAAGCUGGUGGUGUCUCGGGGCGGCCUGUUGGGAGACCUUGCGUCCAGUGACGUGGCCGUGGAACUGCCCUUCACCCUGAUGCACCCCAAGCCCAAAGAGGAGCCCCCACUACGGGAAGUUCCAGAGAGCGAGACGCCCGUGGAUACCAACCUCAUAGAACUUGACACAAACGACGACGACAUUGUGUUUGAGGACUUCGCCCGGCAGAGACUGAAGGGCCUGAAGGACGACAAGGAAGAGGAUGAGGAUGGUACCGGCUCUCCGCAGCUCAACGACAGAUAGACAGAUAGACCGGGGCCAGCCCCGAGGGCUGCUCCAGGCCCGCCCUCCUGCACUAGGCUGCUUCCUUGUCUUCUUCCUGUCCUGGUGCCCCCUCCCCUCUGUUCUUCCAGUCUCCGCCAGGGGCCCAGUGGUCUUCCAGGUUGUGGUGGUGAACCUCUGGCCUCAGCACGGGCCCCGCAUCACCACGCCAACGGGGCCGCGUGCACCACCAUAACCCAGUCACCUCUCCGUCCUUUUUCUGCUGACCCCCAGAAAGGCCACCGUGGCUCCGGCCUUGGGAUUUGACUUGGGAUGGGGAUCAGGGGGGGAACGAUAGGGCACAGGACUUGGAAGGGUGGGGCUGAGGGGUCCAGAUGUGUGAGGGAAGGAACGCCCACAGCCCCAGGUGGUGAACACAGUCUGGCAGCUAAAAGAUGGCCAUGGUGAAGGCCACGCCCUCUUCUGGCCGGGAGGACAGACUGUGGAUAGAUUCUCAAUGCCUUUUGGCAGUCCUGACCCACAAAACACCUCCCCGCUCCUACCCCUGUCCCUCUGUGUCUGGCAGUGACAUUGGUGUAGACCCCAGGCGUGGACAAGAGCAACUGGACCGACUCUCGUACCAGCGGUUAGAGAGUGUAAGGCAAGCUGUAGUCUCUUUCAGUAUUGUCAGGCUGUAACCUAGCUACCCUGUAUCUUCUGUGUGUGUCCUGCCUAUAAAUAUGCACAUAGAGAGAGAAAAGGAGGGGUCUUCAGAAAUAUACCCCCCGCCCCCCCUCCAGACAGAGUGAGCCUAAGCUACAGAGAGGUUUCCGGAAGGGUGGCUCUGAGAGAUGAGGGCAGGGGCGGAAAGGUGGGCAUCUGUCCUGUUUCCUUUCUUUGUGGACUUGUGGUUGGCGAUGCUGUGGGAAGCAAGCCUGGGAGUCUAAAGGGGUCUGGAGACAUCAGUGUCCUCCUGCCUCCACAUUGCAGUUCUCCAGGCCUGGGCUGGGCUGGUCCUGUAGGCUGGGAGGCAGCACCUAUGGCCACCACACCCACAGGCAAAAGGGGUCCUUCCCCAGAAGGUGGCAGGGUCCAUCGGGGUGCCCUCAACUAAAAGGGAGGGGACUGCUGCCUAGCAAGGAACCUUUUGUUUCCUUGGGGAGUUGAUGAUCCCUCCCCCUCCCCGGCCCCACCCCCCAGUGUCAUGGGGACCCAGUACCCAUUGGCUGGUGUGAUUGAGACCUGGGAUGUUUCCAGGGCAACGGGACAGGCAGGUGAGGUAGAAGGUGUUCAGAGGUCUCUGUUGUCUGGCCUUUGCUGCUCCCUUACUGUGUGACCUUGGGCAAGUUCCUUUCCCUUUUCUGGACCUCAGUUCUUCACCUGGAAAACCAAGGGGUUUGACCAAUGAUCACAAAGGGUUCUCCCAGCCCUGGCCUCCUAAGAAUGUGUGAACCGUGACUUUCUGGUUUAGUGGGUGGAGCCAGAGCUUCUGACCCUGUUCUGGCUCCUCCCGAGGGGACUCAUUAGACCCCCGAAGUGGCAGGAUCUUGGAGAGCUCCCACUUCCCCACCCCAGGCCUGGGAUGGAGGGCCCUUCCUGGGCCUCUGGAGGUUGCCUGAUGUCAAGGUGUGGCCUUAGCUAUCAUGUGCUGCUCGGCCCUGGGGCCUGAUUAUUACAAAAGGACAGAGCUUGUAUUUGCUAAGACUUGGGGGGGGAGUGGGGGGGUUAGGGUGGGAGGGAAGAGUGCUUGUGAUAGGACCUCCAGUAACUUAGAGCCCCUGAGAAUGCCGUUACCUGAGGUUUACCUUAAACCCAAGCAACUAUAUUGAUUUGUGGAGCAAGAGGCUCUCUCCUCAAUUCCUGCUUCCUUCUAUUUCUAUCCCAUACCUGUCUGAAAGGAGACAGCAAAAUUUUAUUAUAUAAGUUAAAUCUCUCAAUCCUUUUCAAUCCAUUGCCUGUUGGGGUGGCCUGGGCAACCAUUUACCAUGAUGAGAUUACCCAGUUCCCAUGCUUGGCACUGUCCUAGCCCUUCUCUUCUGAAUCUCCUGAAGAUUCAACCCUGGCUACCCCUACCCAGGUGAGAAUGCAGUCAGCUCAGGACAGUCACACCCCGCUGGCCAGACCUUGGGUCUCAGCUGCAGGCGCCUCAGGCACCGAGCCCCUGCCAGAACUUGCCGGGCUGUGUGCACCUCCCUGGGCAGCUGUAGAGCUGGGGAGAUGCUGGAACAGCACACCACAAGCAUGUGGUCUCCAGAGUCUUCCUCCGGAAUCUUUGGAGCUGGCAUAAGACCCUUUAGGAUUUAGGAUAAUCACUCCGACACCCCUUCUCCUCCAUCUCUAACCAAAGGACCUGAGCUUCUACCCCAACAUCUCACUCAUCCUUUUGUGUUCAUCCCAGUGUUUGCCUGAAAUUUCUCCAGCUGCAGGAAGCAUCGUAGGCCCAGUUAGCUUCUCCCUCUUGGGUGCAGGGCUGCAGCAGGGCCGUGGUCAAGUUCAUUGGAAGUGAUCUUAAGCAUCCCUGGCUGGUAACUUUGUUGCCCUGGGCCGAGCACUGGAGAUCCUGUCUUCAGGCAGCUCAUGGUCCGGGGAAAGUCAUGGGGGAGGAAUGGGCCGUUUUAUUCAGAGCUCCAUGGCUGCUGCUAGUCCAUUUAGUGCCUUGAUGUGAAUUAGACAUGGCGCCCCCUCCAGGUGGCCUCCACCCACGUUAGCAUGGACAGUUUUAUGAAUGGUGCCCAGGCUGGAGGUUAGCCCUACGUGCCCCUGAGCUGGUGCCCACCUGCAGAGUCCUAUGCUACAGCUCAGAGGAUAUUGUCAGUGACUGGGACUGGGGCACCUUUGUCCCUCUCGGGCUUGGUAUCACCCACAUCUUCCAUCUCUCAGACCCCACAGAGGCCAGGAAGCCUUGGCGCUUGUCCCAGGUUGGUGAAAACCCCAAGAUCCAAUCCCCAAAUCAGUGAUCCACCGAAGAACCCAAGAGGAGGUGGAAUAGAAAUUGCCUGUCCCUUCCCUCAAAGUACAAUGUCCCCUCCAGGGUCAAACAGGAUGUCCAAUGCUUCUUGAUGAUACUAGGGGAGGCAUUUUGGCUCAGGGAAAACCCAGGCCUCGGACACUGAGAGCUGAGCCCCGCUGUCCUGUCCCCAGUAGUCUCAGCCAAGGCUGCUUCUCUCCUGCCAGUGACUGGUGACUGGGCAUUCUCUCCCUCUUCCGGAAGAAGGCACUAGGCCCUAGUCUUGAACUCUUAUAGGGUCUCAUGGACACAGGCUUGUACCUGUUCUCACGUGUUUCUUUUUAAAGCCAACAAGGACCAAAACAGACUCCCUCCACCAUCGUGCAUAAGCCUACAUUGGGCCUGCACCUUGGCCCAGGCAGUCCCAUCCCUCUGUCCUCCCUCCAGGACUGAACUGGCCCACCUGUUGGGGCAGGAUUCUCACCUCUGACACUUCCCGGCAGGGUCACUGCCCAGUGGCUUCAAAGAGAGGUCUCUUGAAGGGGGAGCAUCCUCCCCCCGCAUCGCUCUCUCCCAACUUUUCACCCUGAAAGGGAAAUCAAAGCACAGGUCCCCAGGACCCAUGAUCUGUAGACAUGCUGACACGGGGGUUUUCAAACCAGGUGCCGUGGAACCCCUGGUGUUCCACAGAGAUUUGCCAGGGACUGCUAAAGUGGGAAGGGAGGGGUGGAGGCGUAGGAUAGGUCUCCAGCCCUCCGCCAUUACCACUUCCACCAGAACAACUCUGCUUUUGUCUGACUUGCCUACUGAGGUUUCACCUUCAAAUUUUCUUUUGGAAAAAAAAAAAAAAAAAAAAGAUAAUUCUCCAAACCACCAUUCGGAGGUUUGAUCUUCGACCAGCAA
Molecule: messenger RNA, 5242 nt
Organism: Pipistrellus kuhlii (Kuhl's pipistrelle)
Lineage: Eukaryota; Metazoa; Chordata; Mammalia; Chiroptera; Vespertilionidae
Gene: ARRB1
Product: arrestin beta 1
Exons: 16
Coding region: 178-1434 (418 amino acids)
Biological process (GO): visual perception; signal transduction; G protein-coupled receptor internalization
Molecular function (GO): G protein-coupled receptor binding
Source: RefSeq, a predicted model, not a curated record